Molecule: messenger RNA, 2633 nt
Organism: Caenorhabditis angaria
Lineage: Eukaryota; Metazoa; Nematoda; Chromadorea; Rhabditida; Rhabditidae
Source: the annotation of a GenBank genome assembly
AUGACAUACGAUCUUUCUCGCUUGACACAGGAUAUUCCACCGACUUCAGUUGUUGGUGUGAAAGAUGGUGUGGAAUUCGAGUCGGCGUGAGUUUUUUUGUCUGGGCCACGAUCAAACUCUGAUCUUUUUUAAAGAGAGAUCAUUUUCUGAUUACCAAGCCGGCUGUCAAAAAAAUGACACUUGCACUCAAAUUUAUAUCACAACUUAUCUAAUACUUGACAGGUUGUUUUCGUGAGAAAAAGGAAAAAAGUCCUGAGAAAAGCGGGUUUUCUGAUGCAAAAAUUAUCAGAAAAUAGUAGAGAAAAGUGGGUUAGGUUAUCAAUUUUAUUGAGGAAAAUAAUAAAUAUUAUACGAAUUAGAAAGGGUUCAACUGAAUAAAGGUAUUUUUCAAUAAAUGCAGACUUUGUCACGUCAUAACUAAUGUUCAGAGUUGGGUUAACAAGGUACCAUGUGUCAGAACCGAUUGAAAAAUUGAUAUUUUUUUUUGAAACAAGGUAUCGGUAUGAAAUUUAUCCAAAAAAUUCUAGAACUGGAGCCAAGUUGCAGGGCUCCAAAUCGGGCCGAAAAUCUACUAAAAGUAGACAUUUUUACAGUUCGUCGUCCGCCGAUCAAAAUGGAAAUGCAAUGUCGAAUUAUUUCGAUGAUUUAUCAGCUCGUCGUCGCUUCAAAAACAGCCGUUGCUCAUCUUAUGAUUCGAUUUCUGGCGAAAUUUUGAUCUCCGAUUUUUUGGCGUCCGAUGAAUUGGACAAAUUGAGCAGUGCGUUGAGUGAGGUAAAUUAUUUUUUUUCGAUUUUCAUCAAUCAUUGUUUUUUUGUUUGAAACAAAUUGUAAUUGUAAUACUCUGACCUAGAUAUUUAUUUUUUGGUAUUACGUAACAUACUGUGUAAUAGGUAUAGAAGAAAAUAAUUAUUUUCGAAAAAAAAUUGGAGAUGGGAAUUAUUAUGACUCAAUCAGUUUUUGAACACGAUUUUUUACACAGCUGAUAAAAUUUUGAGAAGAAAAUAAUUUGAUGUUUCAAAUUUUCACGUGAUUCAGACAUGAUUCUCAUUUUUGACCACCCUGAUUUGAAAAAAGAGAACAAAGUCCAACUUUUUCCAACUUGAUGACAUGGAAAUUCGUAAUAAAGUGUAAUUCUGGCUCAUUUUGAAGCUCAUCCCAAGCCCUACAACAGCCUAAGCCUAACCUAGUGUUAUUUAGUCUCAUUUUCAAGCCAAUCAAUUUUCCAAAUUUCAAAAACUAGUCUCCUUAUUUUAUUUAUUUUUACCCCUUCAAAACACCCCUGUUUUUUCUUCGUUAUCAAUUUGACAAAUGAUAUUGUUGUUUGUUUUCCUCCCUAUUUUUUCCUUUUUUUUAUACAAGCACAAAAAUGAUAAAUCGAUUAGAUUUUUCGACUUUUAUCGAAGUUUGCAAAUCCACUCUCGCCUAUUAUUUAGUAGAUCCAAAUAUUGCAAUAAGAAAGGUUUUUAGAUAAGGAAAACUGAUUUGAAAAUCUGAAAAUUUGCAGGUUUCAUCAUCAAAUGAAAAUGUUGGAAGUAGCAGCACUUCAUUGUUCUACGAUCUUUUUCAAGCACAAUUGGCACUUUGGACAUGCGCUUUUUCGUUGUUAUAUUCAUAUGCUUGGAUGCAGCACAGAAAGAAAUUUUUGAUCAGUAUUGUGAGUAUUUUUAAGGAUUCAAAAUAUCAAAAAAGAAAAAAAAAUUUCUGAAAAAAUCCCGAAAAAAUACGUUUCAAAUUUUUUAUUUGAAAAUUUUCUUUUUGAAUUAGCAUCAGUAUUUACUGCUUCAAAAAUUACAAAACCAAUGAAAAUUCAUCGCAAUAACUUCUAUCUCCGAAAAACCCAUCAUUUUUGCAGUUUGUCGUAGUGCCUGUGACAUUUUCAAUGACUUGUGUUAUGUCAUGGCUUCUUGGUUUAAUUGUAAUUGUUGGACGAAUGUUUUCAACACCAGUUGAUUAUCAACAAUAUUUGGAUUUGUCACGACACGGUGGAUUGGAUUUUGGAGGUUCGUUGGCUAAACUUUUCGAAUUCUUUAAAAAAAAAGAAUUCCGGAUUUUUUAAAACCAAAUCUGAACGUCAAAAAAUAUCGAAGUUGCAUUAUUUUUCAGAUCGCGGAUUUAUUCGCGAAGCAUUCCGUAAUCGCAGUUAUUCCGGAGCUUCUUCAAUUUCUUGUCAAGGAAUCGAAGAUUAUUCAGGACAAACAUCUUCAUCGCUCCCAAAACCACUUUGUAGAAGACACAGUAAUUCCUAUACGUUAGUUUUUUAGAGCUAAAAAUGGAACCGGUUUGAAAUUUUCUAAUUAAAAAAAUAUAUAGAAUCAAAGUGAAGACGUGAGCCAAGAGAUUGAAAUUCCCAAACAAUUUUGACUCAAAACAUGUCUCUUUUCGAAUUUUUCUUGAAAAAUUAUUUUUUUGCGGAGUUUCGAAUCCUACACAGUUUUUCAAAAAAAAAUUGAGUUUAUCGAUUUUCCCAAUACAAUUUGAUGAUGAAUUUAUUUUUCAACUGCUUCCAAAAAUACCAAAAAUAAAUGAUCUACUGAAAAACAACCGAUUUUUGUUGCAGAUCACUUUGCCAAAGUCGCCCACCAUCUGUGAAUCGAAAAUUAUCGUAUUGUUAUUCACACAAAGGCGAAGAAUGA